Molecule: messenger RNA, 1434 nt
Organism: Dictyostelium discoideum AX4
Lineage: Eukaryota; Evosea; Eumycetozoa; Dictyosteliales; Dictyosteliaceae
Exons: 1
Coding region: 1-1434 (477 amino acids)
Source: RefSeq, a predicted model, not a curated record
AUGUCAAAUUCAAGUAAUAAUAAGAAUUAUAAACUUUUAAAUAAUCACCAACAUGACGACGACGAUGAUGAUGAUGAUGAAAAUACAACCGAUCUUUUACCAAUUAAUCGAUUACAACAUAAUAGUAGUAAUAAUAAUAAUAAUAAUAAUAAUAAUAAUAAUAAUAAUAAUAGUAAUAGAAUUGAAAUCGGUAAUGAUAAAGAUAGUCAUAGAAACAAAGAGCAAGAAGAAGAUGAAGAAGAUGAAGAAAAUGAAAAUUUAGCUACGUCAUCAACUACACUCUUUCAAAAAAUUAAAAAUAAUAUAUCAUCUUCAUUUAGAAAUAAUAAAAGUAAUGAAGAGAGACCUAUUGUUAUUGUGGAUAAUCAAAAUCAAGACGAAGAAGAAGAAGAAGAAGAUGAUAGUCAUAUAGACUAUUCAUACUAUACAGAUGAUAUACCAACCAAUAAUAAUAAUAAUAACACCACUACUACUACUACUACAUCAAAUAGUAAUAAUACAUCAUUAUCAAAUGGACAACAAUCUAAUCAAAUACCAUUAUAUUCUAUAAAUUCAAUGCCAACAUGGUUUAUAAGAUCUUCAAAUGAUCCAUAUAGUUUAGAAAAUCAUAUUAUUAAUCAUAUGAGAUCAAAUAGUAGAAUAGAAACUUUACAACAACAGCAACAAAGAGCUGAAUCUUUACCAGAGCAACAACAGCAGCAACAACAACAACAACAACAAGAAUCACAACAAAAUAAUAAUAAUAAUAAUAAUAAUACACCAACAUUAGAAGGUAUAUUUAGACCAUUUUCAAGUCAUUUCUUAAGUGAACAACGUUUAUUAAGUGAUCAACAAAAUAAUUUAAUUAAAGAAAAGGAUAUAAUAAUAAUACAACAACCAAAUAAUAGAAUGUCAAUUGGAUUUAGUGAUAGUAAAUUUACAAAUUAUCUUAAAACUGGUGAACAUAAUCCAUCAGGUUUCUAUAAUAGUUUUGUUCAAAAUGAUGAAAUGUUGCAAAGACUUGCCUUGUUAACAUCCCCAAAUGCAACCACUGGUGCAAAUGAUGGUGUAGAUAAUCUUAGUGACAUUUCUGAUUUCGGGAUGUAUCAUUGGUCAUAUUUGGAAUUGGAAAAACGUAAAAAACUUUUCCUUUCACUCUUAUGUAUUCAACUAUUUUAUUAUUGUAUACUGCUUUCAUCAUUUACAACUUUCCAUCCGCUCAUUAUCUUUUUAUUCGUUGGCACUUUAAAUAAUAUUUUUGCAUUAAUAUCAACUAGGAAACAUAGUGUACUCGGUUUAUCAAUUUAUCUUUGUCUAGAGUUAAUAAUGUUGGCACUCAACUACUUUGUAAAUUAUACUACCCUUUUCAUUCUAAGAGCUUUAAUUUUUAUGGUUGGUUAUAAACUACGUCAUGAAAUGUUAAUGUUUCAAGCUUCUCAUCCUUCUGUUUUUUAA